AUUCAAUUAGUAUGAAAAAAGAAACAAAAAGAGAACGUUGAAAGCAACAAUAAAUCAACUUCGCACUUCACGCAGCAAGACUUCAUUUCUUGAGGUGCUAGAAAUUAUAUUGUCCAUCGUAUAUCAUAGUGGUAGCACAUUAAUUUCAGAAACCCAGCUUUACCCUAUAUCAUUUAAAUCCCCAUCUCAUUAAUAGUUGAAAGAAAAAAAAAUAAAGCAAAUAUGGUUUUCGUAAAAAAUUGUUUUGGUAUUUUAAGGCAUUAUUCAACCGGAACCUCAAAAACCCUGCCUUUUGCGAUUUCAAGGAGCAAGACUGCGAAUUACCCGGUUUAUAUUGAUUAUAAAAGUGGUGGAAAUCAAGUACAGACAAUAAUACGUCGGAUUGAAGGAGACGAUAAUGCUUUGCUAAAGGAGUUAAUUUCUGAUCUUGCGAUCCCUAAAGCUGAUGCUUCUAUUAACCGGCUGACGAAGCAGAUUGUUAUUAAGGGAAAUCACUCUCAGCGCGUAAAGCAAUGGAUCCAAGACCAUGGGUUUUAGGGUCAAAAAGACAAAAAGUAUAUUUCCCAAGGUAAAGAUGGAAUAUAUUUGAUAACGGGCGAAAAGCAGGAAAGACCAUUGUAGGAGGUGUUAAAGUAGGUUGUUGGAAUAAUUGAAUUGAUUGAUACGCUUUUUGCUCUAUCUUCUGUAAAGUAUACUUCACGUACUCAAGCACAAAACCAAAUUUUUCCUUCUCGUUUUUUUUUUAUUUUUCUUUUUAAUAUCUAAUACAAGAAUAAAUCUAAUUUGUUUGUCCUUUUA
Schizosaccharomyces octosporus yFS286 is the source of this 798-nucleotide messenger RNA. Its product is annotated as ribosomal protein subunit Img2. Gene Ontology annotation, molecular function: structural constituent of ribosome. Bases 223 to 537 code for a protein of 104 amino acids. Gene Ontology annotation, cellular component: ribosome; mitochondrial large ribosomal subunit. The transcript is spliced from 2 exons. Gene Ontology annotation, biological process: translation. The record is from RefSeq and is a predicted model, not a curated record. NCBI's taxonomy places the organism in Eukaryota, Fungi, Ascomycota, Schizosaccharomycetes, Schizosaccharomycetales, Schizosaccharomycetaceae.